UCUGCCCGCUCCCGACCGCAGCCGGCUCGGCCGCCAUCUUGCUGCCCCGCCCCCCGCGGCAGCCGAGCGCCAAAGUCAAAGCGCAAGAUGGCGGCGGAGAGUCUGUUCGGCCGGUUGGUGCCGGUGCAGGUGAAGUGCCAGGGCUGCGAGGACAGGAGGAUAAAUGUUCGAGUGAGGAUUGAGCUACAAUCAACAUCGAAUCCUGUUCAUAAAAAGGACUUAGUUGUCCAGUUGACUGAUGAAACUGACCCCUUUUUCCUUUAUAACCUUGUUAUAUCUGAGGAAGAUUUUCAAAGUUUAAAAUGCCAGCAGGGUCUUCUGGUAGAUUUCUCUGCUUUUCCGCAAAGAUUUAUAGAUCUACUUCAGCAGUGCAUUCAGGAACAAAACAAAGAUACCCCAAGGUUUUUGCUGCAAUUAGUUUCUUCAGCAUCUGUUUUAGAUCACACACCUGCUUUUUUAAAUGUAGUGGAGACAAACCCAUUUAAACAUUUGACACAUCUCUCACUAAAAUUCCUGCCAGGAAAUGAUGCAGAUAUAAAGAAGUUUUUAGCAAUCUGUUUGAAAUGUAUUAAGGAAGAAAAGUCAUUAUUGGAACAAAAGUUUAAAAAAACUGAAGAUGACCUUACCAGACAGCUGAGCUACACACAGCAGAGCUUGUCAGAAAAGAGCCGGGAAUUAGAUAAGCUGAGAAGUGAAUGGACGUCACAUACAACAACGCUAACAAAUAAGCACACUCAGGAAUUGACAAAUGAGAAGGAGAAAGCUCUCCAGGUGCAGACUCAGUACCAACAACAACAUGAACAACAGAAAAAGGAACUGGAAAGCUUGCAUCAGAAAAGUAUCCAACAGCUACAGAAUCGACUGUCAGAACUAGAGAUUGCCAACAAGGACCUAACAGAAAGGAGAUACAAAGGAGACUCCACAAUUAGAGAACUUAAAGCAAAACUCUCUGGGAUAGAUGAUGAGUGCCAGAGAGCAAAGCAAGAAGUGCUGUCGUUGCGUCGGGAGAAUGCUACUCUGGAUGCUGAAUGCCAUGAAAAAGAGAAACACAUUAAUCAGCUACAAACACGAGUUGCUGUUUUGGAACAAGAGAUCAAAGAUAAGGACCAGCUAAUUAUUAGGACAAAAGAAGUAUUAGAUGCAACACAAGAACAAAAGGUGAUACUGGAAGAAAAUACAGAGAAGAAACAAGUUCAUGUAGGAAAACUUGAAGCAACAAUAAAGUCAUUAUCGGCUGAACUUCUUAAGGCUAAUGAAAUUAUCAAGAAGUUACAAGGAGAUUUGAAAACGCUAAUGAGUAAAUUGAAAUUGAAAAAUACAGUAACAAUUCAGCAAGAAAAACUCUUGGCUGAAAAAGAAGAGAAACUACAGAAAGAGCAAAGGGAACUUCAGGAGACUGGACAAUCUCUUCGAGUAAAAGAGCAAGAGGUAUGCAAGUUGCAAGAACAGUUAGAAACUACAGUACAAAAACUGGAAGAAAGCAAGCAACUGCUAAAAACCAAUGAAAAUGUAAUCACAUGGUUAAAUAAGCAACUGAAUGAAAUUCAGAUGGCAAGAAAGCAAGAGAUAUUGGGAACGUCUACCAUUCCACUUAUACAUUCAAGCAAUGGCACUAUUAAAACUGGCACUUCACCUCACAAUAUGCUUGACAACAGACUCCGUUUUACUAGCUCAGGAAUCAGUUACCCCAUCUCUCCAGUAUGUGCUUUCCAAAACUUUCCAGAAACAGCACCUGUGAAAAGUGCCAACCAGCAGGUUUCAGGACCAAAGGUUCAGUUUAACGUGCAGCUUUCAAAAACUAAUAGAAGUUCAGACAUUCAGCCAGGAUUUCCUAUUGCAACUGGUCAUUCAACAAAUAAAGAAAAUGGUGAGAACUUGGGAUUGGAGUUGAAGUAUUUAAAGAAAAGAGAAGACAGCAUUCCUUUACGAGGUCUCAGCCAAAAUACAUUUAACUCCUCAGAGUAUCCGAAAUCCUCCACAUCAACAAAAACAUUAACUUCAUCAAAACCCGGAGUACAGUCUGCAGCUUCUGCUUACUUCCCUGGAUUGCAAACAACAUAAUCAUUAAAUGAAAUCUUUUAUUUUA
Molecule: messenger RNA, 2086 nt
Organism: Caretta caretta (loggerhead turtle)
Lineage: Eukaryota; Metazoa; Chordata; Testudines; Cheloniidae
Gene: SASS6
Product: SAS-6 centriolar assembly protein
Biological process (GO): spermatogenesis; centriole replication
Cellular component (GO): centriole; centrosome
Source: RefSeq, a predicted model, not a curated record